GCAUGGCCGCCGGCGAGCCCCUCUGGUCGGACGGCGGCGGGUCGGAGUCGGCGUCUGCGCCGGGCUCGCUGGCGCACGCGGGUUCCGCUGCGUCCACUGCCCUUGCCCCGCCGAGGCAGCCGCAGGCCGUCGCCCCCGGGAAAUCGCCGAUGGAGGCCUCACGGCUGAACGACCUGACGCUAGAUCAUCGCCACUCGGGAAAUCAACGCGGCGAGUUGAAGCUCACCGACGAGGAGCUCGCCAAGCUGCUGCUUGAGCUACCCGAGGGCUGCAUUCUGUGGCGCAUGCACGAGGUGGAGAGGGGACCGCGGCCAGGGAGCUCAUCGGCCACGUGCCGCGAAGGCGGCGUGGAGGCCCCGCAGCACCCGCGGCGGCACCUCUCGGAACGGCAGGCGCGGCACAAAGCGGAGCAGCAGCGCGCCGCGGCGCCCGCCGCCAGCGCGGAGGGAGGGGCGAGGGUCGCCAGAGGCCAGGGCCGCGGCAGAGGCCGCCCCGCGGCCGCGAAGGCUCGGUCGGGCGGCCGGGCGCCGGCCGGGCGCCCCGCCGCGGAGAAGGAGCAGCGCGAGGAUCCCGAAGCACUGGCGGGGCCGCCGAGGCCCAGGCGCGAGAGGGGCGGCAGGGGACGGCCAGCGCUCGGCGGAGCCGCGGAGCACCAGGCCUUCGAGGGCGACACGGCAUGUCGAGUUGAGUGCCUGCAAAUCGAGGCAGAUCCAGGUACGAUCGAGGUGACUCCAGAGAUCUCACAGGAAAAUCUGAAGCAAGUCGUCUAG
Prorocentrum cordatum is the source of this 770-nucleotide messenger RNA. The record is from the annotation of a GenBank genome assembly. Lineage: Eukaryota; Dinophyceae; Prorocentrales; Prorocentraceae.